CUCAUUCGAAUUUCGAUUCAAUUCAAUCAGUCUGCGUGGAGCAUUUGCUGGAGUAGGUGCUGUCGAAUCGUAUUUUAUAAACGCGUUUUGUUGUGAUUUGUGUUUUGUUUAGUGUUUAAUAAUGGCCUACAACGGUGGCGGUGGAAAGCGACUAUGUACCGGGACGGAUCUUGACACGGAGAGGAGUAACGGCAACAACUACAUGUCAUCGAGUGAGCCCCGCCGCAAGCGUGAGCCCCCCGCGCGGCCCAACCACAUCCUGCUCUACACCAUCAUCAACCCGGCAUAUCCCAUCACUGUGGAUGUGAUCCACACUAUCAGCACACCCCACGGGCAGGUGCAACGGAUUGUAGUCUUUAAGAAGAACGGCGUACAGGCGAUGGUUGAAUUUGAGAGUAUAGAGUCGGCGACACGCGCGAAGGAAGCUCUGCACGGCUGCGAUAUUUACUCCGGAUGCUGCACGCUCAAGAUUGAGUUCGCUAAGCCCGAAAGAUUGAACGUGUUCAAGAAUGACCAGGACAGCUGGGAUUAUACAGUGAAUGAAGACGUUCAACAGCCGCAGCAGAGAAGUGCACCGCUGCUACAAUCGCCGCAGUAUACCGGCGGCCGACCGCAACCAUACAAUGCUUCUAAUGCCAGCAGUCAAGUCACGACGAGGGCGUGCAGCGAAGAAACCUGCAUCCAGCACGUGCAACAUUCAUGCGAACAGUCACAAAACGAUAUGGACUUCGGCAGCGGUGGGCCUCCGCCGCCUGGCAUGAUGAAGGACAGGCACUGUCCAGCACCGCCUCAUCAUCCCAGAGACGGUCGUGGCUAUGGACCUGAAGGCUUCGGUGGGGAAGGUUUCGUCCCGCCACCACCCAUGCAUCACCCGGCCAUGCCUCCACCGAACCAGGGUGGACCUCCUCAGCAAGGUGCGGUGAUGAUGGUCUACGGCCUGGACCCCAACACUGUCAACGCUGACAGACUCUUCAAUCUGUGCUGUCUGUAUGGGAACGUUGUACGGGUGAAGUUCCUGAAGACGAAAGAAGGAACCGCCAUGGUCCAGAUGGGCGAUGGACCCUCCGUGGAACGCUGCGUGCAGAACUUGAACAACGUGACGGUUGGAGACUACACCCUCACUCUGGCAUUCUCGAAGCAAGCUUACCUGUCAGAGGUGAUGAACCCGUACCCGCUGCCCGACAAGAGCCCGUCGUUCAAGGAUUACGUGGGCAACAAGAACAACAGGUUCUUAACACCUGUCUCCAUUCACAAGAACAGAAUACAGCCGCCUUCAAAGGUGCUCCAUUUCUUCAACACUCCCCCGGACGUCUCCGACGAACAGCUGUUGCAGGUGUUCAACGACUACGGUGUCACGCCGCCCCAUACCAUCUCCAAGUUUCCACUUAAGAGUGAAAGGUCAUCAUCGGGGCUCAUGGAGUUCCAGAACAUAUCCCAGUCAGUGAUGGCGAUAAUGGCUUGUAACCACGCCACUAUACAGCAUCCAGGAGCAAAAUUCCCGUUCGUGAUGAAACUCUGCUUCUCGUCGUCACGACAGAUUGGGCAGGGCAAGGGUCAGAGCCAAAACAAGAGCCAAAACCACAAUCAAAAUCAGGAAAAUCCGAGACAAUCGCAGGACAACGGCUUGGAGUCUGAUUACUACUAACGGCGAUUGGCGGAGAACACACAAACACACAUAUCAAGACGGACACACACACAGGCACAUCACUACGAGUGGGUUUGAUCCGGGGAUGCCAUUAUUAAUUUACAGAUUUACACUAAAGUUUGUAGAGUGAAGAGAUAAUUGUCAUGGGUGCUAAUCAAUGAAUUCCUAAUAGUUGUAAUAUCUCUGGUGUCGCAAGAGAGCAUAGGUAGCGCUGUUUACUUAACACAAAUAAAACUCGCUUGCUCUCCUUGUAGAUUAUUUUAAAUAUGAUAGGCUUGUUGUGAAAGAAAUCGUACGUAACCAGUUAGAGGCUGUAUCGUUGUGACAACAACGGCACAAAUGCUGAAUAAUAGAUUUAGAAUUUAAAUUCAAUUAUUGAAUUGGCAUAGUGUUAUAAUUUGGCAUCCGUGGCAAUCUAUUUCACUCUUUUAAAUUAUAAACAAUUCUUUGCAUUUAAAAAUGUUUAAGUGCGUCAAAAUAUUUCUUAGCUUACACUGUUGAACGCAAGCAAAUCUAGAUGGGUAUUUUUCAAUGGCAACAUUAUUUCGUACUGCAACAAUUGUGAUAUAGAUCACAAGCUAUAAAGACAUUAACAGUUAGUUAAUUUUAGACACAGAUUACAAUUUUCAUGUUCUUUCACACUUAUUGACAUUUCCAUUUCAGUUUAUUUCUUUUUUACUCCGUUCAAUGGGAGUCCUAUUUGCGAUUGCAUUCUAUUAUAUACUAUAAGUAGUGGUUUAGGUGUUAUAAGCAUUAUUUCCCUUUAGUUAGAUUUUGUUUUGUAUUUGUGGACCGCCAUUUUCAAUAACACAGUUUUAAUGUAUUUUGGUAAUGGCGUGACCACUUUUUCCGUAACUAGGGACUGUAUUAGAAUUAUUUUCAUUUAAAUUUUAAGUUAAGCUGUAAACGAUUCUGUUACAUUAUUUUUAUUUUGGUUGUAAUUUAAUAUUGUCUGUUCGUCCUAGAUAUUGUUUAACAUUUCGGUUAUAUUUAAUAAUGACAGUUGUGAAAUAUACACGAAAUAAAAAAAAAUAUCUGUAAGGUAGAUUAUUUGAGUUUCAUUUACAUUUUUGCUUCGAGUGUGCAUGGUUUUGCAUGUUUCUGUGUUUUUUACAAUAGAAAUCCAUCUUAUACGAAAAAAAUCACGGUAAAUAUAAGAUAUUUUAGCACUUAUUAGGCUAGUAGUAAGUGUCAUUGCGAUGUCAAUUAUAUAUGAAUAGAUUGAAAAAGGGACAGAUUUUUUAAAAUAUAUUCUUGAAAAAUAAUUCUGAUUGGCCUACUGAUCUAAAUCAUGUGCUUAUACAGACCAGUGUUAUGGUUUCACAAUGAAUAUGCAUAUUUUUGUAUAAAAGCAUCAACCAUUAUUCAAAUUUGGUUGCUUAGGGAACGACUUACAUUUCAAUGAUACUCAACAUUGUCAACGCCACUGGUCGGUAGAAAGUCAUCCAGAUAUGAUAUUAAGUUAAUAAUCUUUUUUUUUCUUUUUAGGAGUUAGAAUGUGUGUAAAUUGUGUGAUUAACUGUGGUAGCAUGCCUAUAUAACUGUUUAUGGUAUGUUACAUUGCAUUUUUGCUAACAUUUACAGCUCUGCGCGGCAUACUGAAACUUGGUAGUACUUGUUAAAAAGAUCUAUGUUUGAUUUUAUCAUAAUAUUUUUACAAUAGCAUAAUAAUAGUAAUUUCUUCAUAUAAUUACAUAGCGUAAACAGUAUAAUAGAACAACGCAAUAGAGUCCUAAAUAGCUGACGUAAUAAACUAAUAAAUAGAUGCAUAUCUUUUUCUCUCAUAGGUAUUUACAAAGUGAAUAAAUGUUUUAGAGUAAUAUAGAAUUUGAUGUCGUGAUAGCAUUUUAAGUUUCUUUUUUCUAAAUUAAAAUCUCUCCAUUCAUAAAAUCAUUACUUUUAACUUUGAUUUCACAAUCAAAGUCUUUUUAUUGUAUAAAAAUUAUGUUCUUAAAGAAAGGGAAUGGAUAGAAAAUUUAAAUCAAUGUGAGUGUAGUAAAGUUUGAGCAAGUUAAUACUGUAAGCACCUGUUAACACUGUCUGAUUUAUUUUUGAUUGUCCCUUGUUUUAGAUACUUAAAAUGUUAAUGUAGACGGUUUAAGUUUGUAGUGAGGUGAGCAUAGUUACAUCCAGAAAAAUUCAUAAACUUAAAAGUUUUGGGUCAUACAAGUAGCUUUAAAUUGCUCGAGCUUUUUACUAUGAAUUGGCGGAAAAUGCGAUCAGUGUGUUUCAAUUAUUGAAUAUGUUUUGUAAAUCACUUACACACUACAUGCACAAAACCAUGUCUUUGCUUCAUACAUACAGCACUCUCAAAACAAAAUAAUUCAAUAAAUAUGUGUUUAAGAAAAAUAUUGACAUAUAAUAAGGUAAUGUAACAGAGAGUAAUUUUAGUUUUUCUUUCGUUAUUCUUAGCUUUAUCAUUCAUUGGUAUUAGGUAGUAGUUACAUGUUUAACAUUAAAUACAUGUCAACACAAA
Leptidea sinapis is the source of this 4121-nucleotide messenger RNA. RefSeq names its product heterogeneous nuclear ribonucleoprotein L (gene sm). Gene Ontology annotation, biological process: regulation of RNA splicing; mRNA processing. The transcript has 16 exons. Lineage: Eukaryota; Metazoa; Arthropoda; Insecta; Lepidoptera; Pieridae. Gene Ontology annotation, cellular component: nucleus. The record is from RefSeq and is a predicted model, not a curated record. Gene Ontology annotation, molecular function: mRNA binding. Bases 122 to 1645 code for a protein of 507 amino acids.